Pestalotiopsis fici W106-1 is the source of this 1035-nucleotide messenger RNA. RefSeq lists its product as uncharacterized. The record is from RefSeq and is a predicted model, not a curated record. The coding region runs from base 1 to 1035 and encodes 344 amino acids. Lineage: Eukaryota; Fungi; Ascomycota; Sordariomycetes; Amphisphaeriales; Sporocadaceae. Gene Ontology annotation, molecular function: nucleic acid binding. The transcript has 3 exons.
AUGGCUAUCUACUCGUCAGUGCCGCCCCCUCCGGAGCUUCAGGGCGAUGCGACCGAACAUAACCCAGAGCAGCAGCAGCAAACACCAACGCCUACUGCUGUCGCACCCUCUGGUCAGAUUGACAUCGAGGCCUGGACCAUUACAGCUCUGCAAUCACUCAGCGUCUCGCCCCCAGUCACCGGCACGACCCCUCUGUCGAUCCCACUCGACCAAAAUGUGCAGAACACCCCUCGAAAGGCUACCGUGAGGGUGCAAGAGCCCACACAAGAUGUGAUCACACCGCCGCGCCGUCCGCCCUCUCGUCGCGAUAGUAUGAAGCGGCGAGAGGCUCUGUUGAAGGGCAAGGAGGGUAGCCGGCAGCGGCGGCGCUGGGAAAAUGAUCGCUUGAUGGACAACCCUCAUGUUCAGCCCCCCGAGCCGAUCGACUUCCAGCCACAUCCGACACACCCUGUGCAAUACGUCCCAUAUCAGAUUGCUUCCGCUUGGGACAACCGCCUCCGUGCUGAUGCCGAGGCCAAGACAGCUGCGGCUGCGCGCCGGAAGCAGAGGCAGACCCAGACACUCGGCGACGAAAAUGUACCCGGUCGUGUCCCGAGAGAGCUCUUCCUUCGAGCCAAGAAGACACCGGCUGUCAAGAUUUGGGUUCGCUCUCUUGAAGAGCCGGUCCGGAAGUUCCUGGUUGAUCGCGAAGUGGCCAAGGAGGCCGAAUCAGAUAGUGAAGAUACCGAAGAUGAGGAAAUCGUCUUUGUUGGUCGCAAUGGCUCCAUGCGAGAUGGAUGGAAGAAGGCUAGACGAGAGGGCCACAAGGACGAAGUCGGCAUGUUGCUAGAUGAUCCGGGAUACGACGAUGAAAGCGGUGCCUUUAAGCGUUGGCUCACUCAUUCCAUCUCGGAUUACUAUGGACUAGACUCUCGCUCCGUGAUGAUGGGAAACCCAGCCCGCAAGGUUGUCUACGUUGGUGUCAAGCAGGUACAAUCGGCUCAUGCGUCUACGCCAAAGUCCACGCUACCUCGGCCGCUAUGGGAGCUCUGCUAG